GAUGCGUGUGGGACGCCAUUUUUUUCAUUGCUGUUGUUGCACUCGGGUGGUAAGGAAGUGUUGUAAACAAGGUUGUAAAAGUGUUCGUUGUUUUUUUUCUUCAAAAAUUUAGUUGAUGAAUCCCCUGAAAUGGUUAUGUUACGCUCGGUGUUCUAGGCAAAGAUGCGCCCCGAAGUAGGAGUGGUUAAGGGACACCUCACCUCGACAAUCUCAACCUAGCCACGGACAGCGCCGGCUGGAAGAUUCCGGGAAUCAACGAACCUGCAAAUGAUUGUAACGGGACCAGCACCAACAAGAAACUGAACCCGAUGGGUGUUCGGAAGCGGCACGCGGAGGAGGAGCAGCUUCUGGUGGCCAAACGAACCAGUGCCGGCGUUGUCCAUGAAGAGGGCAAACACGAUCAGAGCGACCUGCGCUGCGAAUGGGGCAACAUUGCCAUCCUAUUCUUUCUGUACCUGCUGCAGGGCAUUCCAAUCGGGCUGGCGGCGGCGGCCAUCCCGAUGAUGUUGCAGAAUCGCGGCGCCAGCUACAAACAACAGGCCGACUUCAGCAGUGGGCUGCUGUGGGCGCCGAUCGUCGACUCGCUGUACAGGUCGCGCUUUAGCUGGCGCAGUACCUGA
Messenger RNA from Culex quinquefasciatus (southern house mosquito), 620 nucleotides. RefSeq names its product acetyl-coenzyme A transporter 1. Gene Ontology annotation, molecular function: acetyl-CoA transmembrane transporter activity. Gene Ontology annotation, cellular component: membrane. Bases 309 to 620 code for a protein of 103 amino acids. NCBI's taxonomy places the organism in Eukaryota, Metazoa, Arthropoda, Insecta, Diptera, Culicidae. The transcript has 3 exons. The record is from RefSeq and is a predicted model, not a curated record.